AUGUUUGAACAACAGAGAUCAGAGAGCCCUGUUGGCAACCUGGAGAUGAAGAAGUCUGCCAAAGAAAAAGUCACGCCGGUAUCGAGCGAGGAAGAUCUCAGCGAUCAGCCACCGGCACAACUAUUGUCCACGGCGAGAGAAAUUGCUUUGGUGCUAACAUUGGCCGGAGCUGGUUUCCUUAAUAUUAUCUUUGUGCAAUCUGCUGUGAUUAUGUUGCCAUCCAUUAGCGAAGCUCUCGGAAUACCCCCGAACCGACAACAAUGGAUCACGUCAUCAUACAAUAUAGCAUUUGCCUGUGUUCUACUUCUCUGGGGUCGUCUUGCAGAUAUCUACGGCCGGCGAAUCUUUUUCGUUUAUGGUUCGAUCUUUGUCACCAUCAUUACCGUCGUGAUUCCCUUCUCCCCCGGCGAAAUUGUCUUUGACAUCUUACGAGCGCUGCAGGGGCUCGGUAGCGCCGCAACGGUUCCGUCCGCGGUCGGAAUCCUAAGCUCCACCUUUCCACCUGGUAAAAAGAGAACUUACGCGUUCGUUACUUAUACCGCCACUUCGGCCUUGGGAUCGGUAAUGGGAAAUAUUAUGGGUGGGAUCAUCGGCGCUUACCUCAGCUGGAAAUGGGUCUUCUGGAUCAUUGCUAUUCUUGCCGCUUUCACCACGGUGGCUGGUAUUAUUGUUAUUCCUCGACCUCAGGCGAAAACUAUUGAUUCUGAUAGUAAAUUAUAUGUCGAUUGGAUUGGAGGAGCGUUGAUAUCGACAAGCUUGAUUACUCUUUUGUUCGCUCUCACAGAGGGUGGUGGAAUUGGGUGGAGUACCCCUUGGAUUCCUGUGCUCAUUGUGGUAGCGCUCCUCCUAAUGGUGGUCUUUUACUUUUGGCAGCGACAUUUGGAGCGUACCGAUCGCAGUCCACUAGUGAAAGUUUCCAUGUUCAAAAAUAUGCAGUUUACAUCUGCUUUUGCUAUUAUCGGGUGUUUUUUCGCAUCUUACAAUAGCUAUUUGAUCUUUGCGACUUAUUUUUAUCAGGAUUAUCUCGGGCUAGGAGUUAUCGAAACAACAGUACGCUUCCUUCCAGCUGGAGUUGCUGGCCUACUCGUAUCCUUCGUAACAGCCAAAGCCCUAACCAUCUUCCCUGGUUUCUACGUCCUCGUCUUCUCAACCAUCUGCGGCACUCUAUCUCCUCUCCUCUUCGCCGUACCCAUUUCUCCAAAUACAACAUAUUGGGCCUACGGUUUUCCCGCCAUGUGUCUCUGCAUCAGCGCAGACAUGUUAUCACCGACAAUUAAUCUUUUCGUGGUACGUCGUCUCGACGAACGCGAUCAAUCGCUUGGAGGCGCGCUUUUAAAUACCUCGAAUCAAGUUGGUAGAUCUCUAGGUUUGGCAAUUGCAACGGCUGUGCAGGGAGCGGUGGGAAGUACAGGGAAAGAGGGAAUUUAUCGUGAUCCAUCGAUGCUUAAGGGACUGAGAGCGGCGGAGUGGGUUAAUGUUGGGUUGGCUGCUGCGACGCUUCUUUUGGUUUUGGUAUUUUUUAGAGGAACGAGGCAUUCGGGUGCUUCUUAG
Molecule: messenger RNA, 1551 nt
Organism: Sclerotinia sclerotiorum 1980 UF-70
Lineage: Eukaryota; Fungi; Ascomycota; Leotiomycetes; Helotiales; Sclerotiniaceae
Exons: 4
Coding region: 1-1551 (516 amino acids)
Biological process (GO): transmembrane transport
Cellular component (GO): membrane
Molecular function (GO): transmembrane transporter activity
Source: RefSeq, a predicted model, not a curated record